Messenger RNA from Puccinia graminis f. sp. tritici CRL 75-36-700-3, 756 nucleotides. RefSeq lists its product as uncharacterized. Lineage: Eukaryota; Fungi; Basidiomycota; Pucciniomycetes; Pucciniales; Pucciniaceae. The record is from RefSeq and is a predicted model, not a curated record. The transcript has 4 exons. Bases 1 to 756 code for a protein of 251 amino acids.
AUGGCUCUGGCAUCAGACAGCACCCAGUUUUUACUACACAGGGUUGAUGUGGCAGCUGAUGGCCUCCCCGCAUAUCAUCCAAAUGCCACAAAGCCGAUCUUUAGAAAGUUCAAGGAGAAAGGCCUGUCAAUGGCUAUCGAGAUACUUGAGACACAUGGGAUCAGACAGUUCGUGUUGAAGCUUUAUAUUGACACAUUGCUUGGCCAAUGCUCAAAAGCCACACUCCCCAUUGGCCAUGUCAACUUGACGAGAACCCUAGAAACUCUUGGACAUGAAGAUUAUGGACAGAAGGUCAUCAGAACAGCCUAUAAGGAGCAUCCCAAAGGGCCACUCUUUCUAAUCACUUUUGGGACGGCAAAAUGCAAUGGUUCACUAAUUGUGAGCCGCUGGCAAGGAAUCCUGAAGAAUGUUGAAGACCUGGACCGGCUGAAGAGGACCCUGGACCCUAUUUUAGGAUAUGGAAUGAAAUUACAUCCCCCGGCCAAUCAACUCAUCAACUCAUCUAAUCAAAAAAGCAGAGCCCCUUCAUCAUCAGCCACUGCCACCCCAAUUGUGCACACCAGUCCUACUGAUCCCUCCAGCACCCUCCCCCAUAAAAUUGAAAUCCUCCGGAAAUCUCAGUCCAUGAGCUCUUUGGAUCAUCUCCAACCUCAUGAGUUCCAUGAGCUUAUGAAGAGGGUAAAUAGAAGUCAUUCUUUUGAUAAAGCAAUUGAAAUUGUCAAAGCCCACAAAGGUCAUCAUGUUAUUCAGUCUUGA